Messenger RNA from Vigna angularis (adzuki bean), 1343 nucleotides. Its product is annotated as secreted RxLR effector protein 161-like. The transcript has a single exon. The coding region runs from base 190 to 921 and encodes 243 amino acids. Lineage: Eukaryota; Viridiplantae; Streptophyta; Magnoliopsida; Fabales; Fabaceae. The record is from RefSeq and is a predicted model, not a curated record.
UCCAGAAUUACUCAGUUAAAGAAUCAUCUGUUCAACCACUUUCAAACUAAAGAUCUGGGUCGUCUAAAAUAUUUUCUUGGUAUUGAAGUGGCACAGUCAAAAGAUGGUGUCAUCAUUUCACAAAGGAAAUAUGCUCUUGACAUUUUAGAAGAAACAGGUCUAACAAAUUGCAAGCCCAUUGAUAGUCCUAUGGAUCCAAAUCAAAAGUUAAUGAGAGAUCAGGGUGAACUCUUCUCAGACCUAGAGAGAUAUAGAAGGCUAGUUGGAAAACUCAUCUAUCUCACCAUAACAAGACCCGACCUUUCUUAUUCAGUUGGAAUUGUGAGUCAAUUUAUGCAAAAUCCACAUGUUGAUCAUUGGAAUGCAGUGCUUCGCAUUCUCAGAUACAUAAAAGGAAGCCCAGGACAGGGACUAUUGUAUGAGAACAAGGGAAACACUCGAAUCGAAGGAUAUUGUGAUGCAGAUUGGGCUGGUAGUCCAAUUGAUCGAAGAUCGACUACAGGAUAUUGUGUUUUACUCGGUGGGAACCUUGUAUCUUGGAAAAGUAAGAAACAAAAUGUUGUUGCCCGAUCUAGUGCUGAAGCUGAAUACCGAUCUAUGGCUCUAACUACAUGCGAACUUGUGUGGAUUAGACAACUUCUUCAAGAAUUGAAAUUUUGUGAAAAUGAGCAAAUGAAACUGUACUGUGACAAUCAAGCAGCUCUUCACAUUUCUUCCAAUCCUGUGUUUCAUGAGAGAACGAAACACAUAGAAAUUGACUGUCAUUUUAUUAGGGAGAAGUUAUUAUCCAAGGAACUAGUUACUGAAUUUGUCAAUUCUAAUGAACAACUUGGAGACAUUCUGACCAAAUCCCUAAGGGGGCCUAGAAUUCAAUUCAUAUGUUCCAAGCUUGGUGCAUAUGAUUUAUAUGCUCCAGCUUGAGGGGGAGUGUUGAAAUGUAAUAUGUUUUAGAUAUAGACUCCUUAGGAGUCUUCUAUGUUUUUCCUUUGUUUUCACUGUUCCUACUUUCACUGUUGAUUAUGUUUGUAUAAGUAUCAUUAGUGAUGUAUUAGGAAAGAAGAAGAAAUAAUAGAGGUUUUGUUUUAAUCUCUUUCUCUCUAAAUCUUCAAGUCUCUGUAAUGUGUAGAAAGAAAAAUACAAGUAUAGAUCUCCCCCAAGGAAGCCUCCCUUCCUCCACUGGCCAAGAGGUCCAGUCUAAACCCAAAAUAAUAUCCGAUACCCUCCUCAACAACUCAGCUUUUAUUUUAUACUCUCUCUCUCCCCCUAACAAACUAACAACCUUUCCCGCUAUUUACUUCCCUCCCCUUUUAUUCCUUCUUUCAUAAACUUGCAACUUCCUAACA